Molecule: messenger RNA, 354 nt
Organism: Rangifer tarandus platyrhynchus (Svalbard reindeer)
Lineage: Eukaryota; Metazoa; Chordata; Mammalia; Artiodactyla; Cervidae
Source: the annotation of a GenBank genome assembly
AUGAACGCCCCUCCAGCCUUCGAGUCGUUCUUGCUCUUCGAGGGCGAGAAGAAGAUCACCAUUAACAAGGACACCAAAGUACCCAAUGCCUGUUUGUUCACCAUCAACAAGGAGGACCACACACUAGGAAACAUCAUUAAAUCGCAGCUGCUCAAGGACCCACAGGUGCUGUUUGCUGGCUACAAAGUCCCACACCCCUUGGAGCACAAGAUCAUCAUCCGGGUGCAGACCACGCCGGAUUACAGCCCCCAGGAGGCCUUCACCAACGCCAUCACCGACCUCAUCAGUGAACUGUCCCUGCUGGAAGAGCGCUUCCGGGUGGCCAUCAAGGACAAGCAGGAAGGCAUCGAGUAG